Paramuricea clavata is the source of this 459-nucleotide messenger RNA. NCBI's taxonomy places the organism in Eukaryota, Metazoa, Cnidaria, Anthozoa, Malacalcyonacea, Plexauridae. The record is from the annotation of a GenBank genome assembly.
AUGAGAUUGAUGUGGAUAAUGCUCGACAUAACCUUUUUAGAAUGGGAAAUUGCACUGAAAAAAACACUUCCACCCACUUCAGACAGCUUAGUGCAGCAUAUAGAUCGUGCGAACUACGAAAGCUAUGUCAGACGUCGAUGUAUGGUGCAAAUUAUAACUGCAGGAAGACCAGAUGGACAUGGCUGGCACAUCGAAAAUGGGCAGGUAUGCAUCAAGUGGAUGACUCUUCCAGUGGCACCGGAUAGCGUGUUGGAGAUCAUGAACUGUUCCUGCAAAACAGGCUGCUGCUCGGUGCUCAUGUGUAAGAAAACAAACCUGAAUUGCACUGCAUUGUGUAAAUGUUCGGAUAGUUGCAAAAACCAAGAUAGGUCUGAGAGGGAUGAUUCAAUUUUCAUUGACUUUGAUGACGAAGAUGCAUAUGAAAAUGAUGAAGGACUUGAUAUUGACAAUGUUAAUUAG